This is a messenger RNA of Colletotrichum godetiae, 336 nucleotides long. RefSeq lists its product as uncharacterized. The transcript has a single exon. The coding region runs from base 83 to 310 and encodes 75 amino acids. NCBI's taxonomy places the organism in Eukaryota, Fungi, Ascomycota, Sordariomycetes, Glomerellales, Glomerellaceae. The record is from RefSeq and is a predicted model, not a curated record.
GACGCCCACAACGACGGCCCAACGACUGGGACCUUUUGAUGUGGAUUGUGGAUUGUGGAUUAUCUUGGUCGGUGGAGCUGAUAUGGAGCACUGGAUCGUGCUCUUCUCUUUUUUUCCCAUCUGGAACCCUGCAACUGGUAGCUUUUGGAUUACUACGCAGUGGCUAACCGUGCCUUAUGUAAGUCAGGUAAGUGGAGGAUACCUUGGGUCAAGUAUCUAUCAGACCAAGAAUACGUCCUUCCGCCUCGUCGUCCUUUCCCUCACAUUCUUUCCCUCCAGGCGUAUCUCGUUCUUUUCGUCCUUACAUUGACUCUACACGUCUGACUUCCUUCCUCC